AAUCGAAAAAGGAAACCAAAAAGUAUAUCCGAAUUAAAAGCAGAGAGACUCGCGACGUAUUGACGUAAGCUUUGCUUGUGGCCGGAGGAGAAGAAAACGCCGAAAGCCGAAAACGAAAACCUAAAAAAGGAGGCAGCUUUCGCCAUUGUUCCUCCCUUCCUUCAUUUGCUUCAGAUCAAUAGCGGUAGCCGGCGGAUGAGGUAUUCGUCUAAUCUUUGAUUUCCCACGGAAACCUAGCAAAGUUCCGAACUUGGUGUGAAUCUCGCGCUCGCUCUCCGUAGGGUUUGGGCUGCUUUCUCUUCUUCUCGGGUUUCCGGGGGGAACCCUAGCUGUAAUGUUUUCCCCCGGGAAAUGAAUUUAUGUAGAUGGGAUUUUGAGAUUCCGAGGGCUUUUAUGAUAUUGGGAUGCCAACGAUGGGCUACGUGAGUGGCGGUGAUAGGAAGCGGGAUUUGUACUCUUCCUUCGCGCCGUCGUUCUCCCCGGAUUCUUUUCCGACAUCGAAGAGACCCAGAAUUUCGCCCGCGCGUCACGCCCCAGGACGGGCAACGGUGACUUUCAAUAGUACCGUCGACAAACUUUUCCGGUACCCUGAGAGGACGACGAAGCUGCCCCGGGAAGUCCACGCCCCUUGUAGGAUUUUGAAAUACGGGUUGGGCGCUCCUCGGGGUAAAUCUGGUGGUGUGGGGAAGGUCGAGAUGUUGUCUUCCGUGUUCGAUUAUGCGAGGAGAGCGGCAGUUGGAGCUCUUAGGUUUAUUGGGGUAGACAAGGAACUACCUAAAGUGGAUGAGCAACCUGUGAAGCCGAGUAACCAUGUCUUGCUGUCUGAUGAUUCAAGUAUGGAAGAAGUUCAGGUCACUGAUGACAAUGAUGAAAAUGGUGUUAGGUCUAUGGUUUUGGAUGAGCCAGUGAAUGAGCAGGAGAAUGAUGAUGUUAGGAUUGUGGAAGAGCGGUAUGUGGUUACUCCAGAACGAAAUUUGUCGGUGGAGAAGACUAGGGAGAUGGUGGAUUCUUUGGCUUUGGACCGAAGUGGUUUGUCCGUUGAGGUGUAUAGGAAACUCUUGGAUGGUGCCCAGAGGAGAGACCCAAAUGUGUUGCAGCCUCAGAUUGAAUACUAUGAGAAGAAGAGAGCUUCAUUGCAAGUCUUACGGUCUAUGAGAAAGCCGUUGGAAAAACCUGUUCAGGAGACACCUCGUGAACCUUUUAUACCCCUUACGAAGGAGGAAGAAACUGAAGUGAAGCGUGCACUCUUACCUAACAACAGGAGGAAGCUCUUAGUUGCUCACACUAAUUCAGGCAUUGACAUCACAGGAGAGGUAUUGCAGUGCCUCUCACCAGGUGCCUGGUUAAAUGAUGAGGUCAUCAACGUCUACCUGGAGUUGUUGAAAGAAAGGGAGAAGCGAGAGCCACCAAAAUUUCUGAAAUGUCAUUUCUGUAACACCUUUUUCUACAAAAGUUCUGUCUUCUUUUGUUUGUGGAAUGUGCAUCAUGUCCAGUUACUAGGUGGUGAUAAGAAAGUGUAUGACUAUAGAGCUGUGAAAAGGUGGACUACAGAACGGAAAUUGGGUUACAUGCUGGUCGACUGUGAAAAAAUAUUUAUCCCCAUUCAUCGAGAAAUUCACUGGUGCUUGGCCAUUAUUAAUAAAAGGGACCGGAAAUUUCAGUAUCUAGAUUCACUCAAAGGGAGGGACUUGCACGUGCUGAAAAAUCUGGCUAGAUAUUAUGUUGAUGAAGUGAAGGACAAGAGCAAAGUAGACAUUGACUUAAGUGAAUGGGAAUACGAGUUCCCUGAAGACCUGCCGGAACAGCUAAACGGGUACGACUGUGGAAUGUUCAUGAUAAAAUAUGCCGAUUUUUAUAGCAGAGGCUUAGGCCUUUGUUUUUCCCAGGAAAACAUGCCGUACUUCCGGCUGAGGACUGCCAAGGAGAUCCUUAGACUGAAGGCCGACUGAUGAGGUCAGCAAACACGAGCGACAGCCAAUGAGAAUGCGACAGGCGGCAUCAUAACUUAAGAGACGAGUUUUAUCGCAAAGUGUGCAAAUAGUAGGUCUUCCAUGCACUUUCAGGUAUCAACGGAAGUGCCCUAGGACCAGCGUGUGAAUACUCCCCCGGCCAACAACCUUGUUUGGUUACACAGAUUAUCGCCGCCCGAAUGGGUAGUAGCGAUCUAGUUCGGAUUCGUAUUCCGUUGCAAGGCAAGAUAUGGUUGCAGACCGUUUGUGAGAAGUGGUAAUGUUGUUUUCUGGUGCCUAUUAAAUCCCUGCCAAACGCUAGAGUAGUACUUAGUUCUAUAAACUCUUUCACUCCCUCUUUUGAAUCUUUUUUGGGGCGUCUAUAUAAUAUGCAGAUUCUUUUUUGUUUCUUCAUUCUGUUGAUUGUUUUUAUUUCAAACUUUCAAUCCCAUUUGCCCGUCAUUGGUUUGUAAUUUUGAUCAAGAAAAAAUGGAUCAUCUAUGGAGUUGACGUGUUUGUAAAACGAUACCAUAUCGUUUCGUGUUUCGACAGUGUAAUAGGAAAAAUAGAAUCUUGG
Linum tenue is the source of this 2526-nucleotide messenger RNA. The record is from the annotation of a GenBank genome assembly. Lineage: Eukaryota; Viridiplantae; Streptophyta; Magnoliopsida; Malpighiales; Linaceae.